This is a messenger RNA of Leptosomus discolor (cuckoo roller), 800 nucleotides long. NCBI's taxonomy places the organism in Eukaryota, Metazoa, Chordata, Aves, Leptosomiformes, Leptosomidae. The record is from RefSeq and is a predicted model, not a curated record.
GUCAUGUCUUUCCCUUUGCAGAGGAGGACAGCUCGAGCCUGGACCUGAAUGCAACUCAGACUGGUCAAAAUGCAGUGGCUCCGUCUCGAGAGCGACGAAGCCUAGAUGCUCUGGCAGCAGCAGAGCCAGCUGUCCUCGCAGAGUGCAAGACGCGGGCGGUGGUCUUUGAAAUCUCCCGCAACAUGGUGGACAGCACCAACGCCAACUUUGUGGUGUGGCCGCCCUGCGUGGAGGUGCAGCGUUGCUCCGGGUGUUGCAACAACCGCAACGUGCAGUGUCGCCCCACGCAGAUUCGUGUCCGGCACGUCCAGGUGAACAAGAUCGAAUUUGUCCAGAGGAAGCCAAAAUUCAAAAAAGUCGUUGUGCCUUUGGAGGACCAUGUGCAGUGUCGGUGUGAAGCGGUGUCCCGUCCGCCCCCCAGGAACAGCCGGCCAGGGCCACGUGAACAGAGACGCUUGUUCGCGGCGCUCCACUUUUUUCACAGAGGCAGCGAGUACGCCGGCCGCCGGCGCAGAAGAGGAAACAUAAGAAGUACAAGCAUGUCAACGAUAAGAAAGUGCUGAAAGAAAUCCUCAUAGCAUAGAAGUGCUGGCAGGGGAGAGAGAGCACAAGGCAGGUUUAUUUAAUGUAUUUGCUGUAUUGCCCCCAUGGGGUCCUUGGAGUGAUAAAUUUUCCUCUUUGUCCAUCUGCCUCGACGUCUGGUUCAGACGGCAAUUGGUGCUUCCCUUUCCAUCAGCGGACCUUCUCCCACCAAAGCCUCUCCCUUCUUUCAUUUAUUAGCAUAAUUUUAAAGUUUUACA